GACGUAUAUACACUUUUUGGGGUUAUGACAGCUUAAGAAGCUCUUGAAAAAAAGGAAUUUAUGUUAUUUAUUUUAAAAUAUUUAUCAUAGUUAUUUACUAUCCUAAACCAUUUUGUAAAGUUCGGAUUGAAUCAUGGUUAUAGGAGCAUUCCCGGCCGCCAAAUUAGGAGCCCUCUUACUGAAACAAGUCAGCAAACCAAUAGCGACCGUAGUAAAAAAUCAGGCAAAAAGCUCCCCAGUUUUCCGAAAAUACGUUUGUAUGCCCCCGGCUCAAUUUUACAAUUGGUGUGAAAUAAAGGCUAAAAUGUGGAUACUGAAUCUCGGAAAGCCAGUGAACAUUCCAGUGCUAAGUGAGGCCCAAGCAAUAGAACUAGGCGCAAACUUGUUAGGUGAAGCUAUAAUUUUCUUAAUUGCCGCGGGAAUACUUAUAAAUGAAUACAAUAGAUCCUCCGUUAAGGAGGCUGCCAAAGAGGCCAGCCGCUUACAAGAAUUAAGUGACAUUAAAAGUGACAUAAGGGAGUUGUAUAUACAAGCAGAAGAAGAAAGGGCCCAAAUUAGGGAACUGCUUAGGAAACUUGGAGACCAACAUACAAAACUAGAAAUGCUAACAAAUAAAAUAGGCAUAAAAACGGAAGAGCUAGGACAAAGUCCCAAUGAGCCUCCACCUUAUUCUCCUGUGAAUAAUGAUCCAAAUUUAAGUAAAAUCAAUAAGUCCCCAGAAAUUUACCAAUUAGUGUCUUCUAAUCAGGAAUCAUCCCCUAUCCUGUUACUGAGAUCAGUGGAUGAAGUUACAAGGGAAUUUUGGAAUUAUCCAUUGGGAAGAAACAGAGAAGAAAGUUAUGUUAUUCAAGCAUUAUAUUACUUAAGUGAAAUAUUCAGGUUUAAAUGAUAAAAUGACCAUCUAGUCUCAAAGAGUUGUUUCAUGAUCAAAGAAAGUGUAUAUAGUAAAUAAUUAGGUCAAAAGUAUUUAAUAAAUAUGUUAUGUUUAUUUUA
Anthonomus grandis grandis is the source of this 993-nucleotide messenger RNA. Its product is annotated as optic atrophy 3 protein homolog. Gene Ontology annotation, cellular component: mitochondrion. The record is from RefSeq and is a predicted model, not a curated record. Gene Ontology annotation, biological process: regulation of lipid metabolic process. Bases 134 to 889 code for a protein of 251 amino acids. The transcript has 4 exons. NCBI's taxonomy places the organism in Eukaryota, Metazoa, Arthropoda, Insecta, Coleoptera, Curculionidae.